AUGGGCAGACUGCUCACCACACUCACCACCGUCUUGCGAAUCUUCACGGGCCUGAUCGUCUCGCUCUUUGCCUUGCCAAUCUUCGGUAUCUGGCGCCUCCUUCUACUACUGUUAUUCAGUAUACAGGAGAUCCUGAAACUACUCCACAUCCCCACCAUCGCUAUAUAUCCUCUGGCAUACUCGUACUUCUCCCACUGUUGGCAACACUUCCUGAAGUUGCGCGCGCCAGCACUCGUAAUAAAGCACUGGAUACGCAUCACUGCUCUAACGCUAUUCAUCAUAUCAACCGGCCUCUCAUUCACAAUCUUCGUAAAGUCUAGCAUGCUGUUCCUUCCCUGGCUGCUCAACCCCAAGUCUAAAUCCAACUCCUACUCCCACUCCCACCACAAACACAAACACAAUCCGCGCACAGGAACCGGCAUCCUUUUCUACACAACGCUAUACAUAGCUACCUGCGCGCCACUGUCGUCGGUCUUCGGCGUUGGCGUCGCAAGUUUCUAUUAUGCGAGAAAGUACUGGAAAUACGGCAAGUUUGAGAAGAACAUGCGGCGUAAGCCGGGGGGAAGAGGGUACUGGAGGGAUCCUACGGACGCGGCAGAUGAGGCUAAAGCGAAGGGCGUGGAGAAGCUGGAUAGGAGUCUGAAAGUCGAGGUGGAUCAGGACCAGGCUGAUGUGUGGCGAGGUAGUGUGGGUAAAGACCCGACGCCGCGGUGGGACGAGGCGGAGUUGUAUGGUGGAUUUUCAGGGACGGAGAGAAGUGGGCUUGGGGGUGUUAGUGAAGAGCUGGGAGGUUUUAUGCGACCCCAACGUGCGGUGACUUUACCUGAGCCGGCGGCGAGUUUUGCGAGCAAUCACUUCACUAAAAAUGGUGUUGGGUCGAUAUGGUCGACUGACAAGUUCAAAAGUGGAUAUGAUGGGCGAAAGAUCAGAAAAAAGGCUUGGGAUGAGGAUAUGGAGAUGAGUGCGCGGUGA
Molecule: messenger RNA, 972 nt
Organism: Cucurbitaria berberidis CBS 394.84
Lineage: Eukaryota; Fungi; Ascomycota; Dothideomycetes; Pleosporales; Cucurbitariaceae
Exons: 1
Coding region: 1-972 (323 amino acids)
Source: RefSeq, a predicted model, not a curated record